UGUAGUAGAAAAAUGAAGAGAUGGGGGCGCAGGGCCAGGUAAGCAUGGCGAUGGCAAAGAAAGAAGACGACCUGCCUGCUUGGUUGGCCUAUAGAUGGAGAAUGGGUCCUUCAUCAGUAGUGCCAGUCUGUAACACACACAUUUCCUCUUUUAUUUAUAUCAAUCAAUCAUCUUAUCAUGAUAAUGACUACAAAUUAGGAGUAUUCCAUACCCUUUUCCUUGUUUGGACUAUCUUCAAUCAUGAGUCUUUUUGGCCUUGCUAAUAGAAACCAGAAGACUUUUCGUCCUAAAAAGAAUGCUCCAUCAGGAAGCAAGGGUGCACAACUUAAGAAACACAUUGAUGCUACUUUGGGUAGUGGGAACUUGAGGGAAGCAGUACGCCUACCGCCUGGAGAAGAUCUUCAUGAGUGGCUCGCUGUAAAUACUGUUGAUUUUUUCAACCAAGUGAAUAUCUUGUAUGGCACUCUCACAGAGUUCUGCACCCCAUCGAGCUGCCCGACAAUGUCUGCAGGGCCAAAGUACGAGUACCGUUGGGCCGACGGAGUUAAUAUAAAGAAACCCAUAGAAGUUUCUGCUCCAAAAUAUGUGGAUUAUUUGAUGGGUUGGAUAGAAACUCAGCUAGAUGAUGAAUCAAUUUUUCCCCAAAAUUUGGGUGCGCCAUUUCCGUCUAACUUCCAGGAUGUUGUGAAGACAAUAUUUAAGCGAUUAUUUCGUGUAUAUGCUCAUAUCUAUCAUUCACAUUUCCAAAAGAUUAUCAGUCUAAAAGAAGAAGCUCAUAUGAAUACUUGCUUUAAGCACUUUGUUCUGUUCACAUGGGAGUUCCGCUUAAUUGACAAGGCAGAGCUUGCACCUCUCUAUGAGCUCGUUGAGUCUAUUCUGCAGCUUUAGUGAUGUUGUAAUUCAAUUCAUUUUCUACAAUUAUUUUUCUUUCUUUCAUCAUUCAUUGAUUAGUUUGUGUGAGGAGAAGAUGGUUUUGAUGAUGGACAGGGAAAGCCCAAAAGAUGUGGGAACUUGUCCGACCCUUCGAGAAUUUACCCAUUUAUAUGAACUUCCAUGAUUUUUAUUAUUGAAUUGUACCACCUUAUGCUAGCAUUCUCUGUAAUUGAAGAAACUUCUUUA
Solanum tuberosum (potato) is the source of this 1119-nucleotide messenger RNA. Its product is annotated as MOB kinase activator-like 1A. The transcript has 7 exons. The coding region runs from base 241 to 888 and encodes 215 amino acids. The record is from RefSeq and is a predicted model, not a curated record. NCBI's taxonomy places the organism in Eukaryota, Viridiplantae, Streptophyta, Magnoliopsida, Solanales, Solanaceae.